Molecule: messenger RNA, 2526 nt
Organism: Aspergillus heteromorphus CBS 117.55
Lineage: Eukaryota; Fungi; Ascomycota; Eurotiomycetes; Eurotiales; Aspergillaceae
Product: PDPK1 family serine/threonine-protein kinase
Exons: 2
Coding region: 1-2526 (841 amino acids)
Biological process (GO): intracellular signal transduction; peptidyl-serine phosphorylation
Molecular function (GO): protein serine/threonine kinase activity; ATP binding
Source: RefSeq, a predicted model, not a curated record
AUGGAUGGGGAUCUGAGUCUGUCCCAAUCCCUGGGUGGUCUCCGGAUCGCGAAUCCAGAUGACGCCUCGUUACAUUCGUCCGAGGAUGCCACCACACCUGCCGCGAGUGCCGCUGAAGCAGCAGAAUCCGACCUGGUGCGCGAAUACACCGUGUCCGACCGACCAGCCAGCUCCCUAUCCUCCCAGAUCCUCAGGCCCUCGGGCCUUUCAUCCACCACGGACCUCCACGCCGCUCCUGCCCCCGAGCCCGCGACCAAACCGCUAGACAAUCGAAGCUCCAUCUAUUCGCCAUACGCCGACCUCUCGCAGCAGCCGAAUCCCCAGUACUCGCCCUACAUCUCCCAGCAACCACACCCGGCUCCCCAAUCCUCCUCACGCCCCGUGUCCGCCGCCUUCUACGCGAACGGUUCCACAUCGACAUUGGCAGCUGCUCGGGAAGGGUCCUACCGUAUUCGUACCGACUCCGCCGCCUCGUCCGCCUCCGAGAAUCAGGCACGUGCGGAAUCUCGCGGUGGCUCCGCAGCCUUCCAGGCCGGGGUGCCGGUGCGCGACAACAACCACAACGAUCGCUCGUACAGAACCGCCCAAUUACCGGCAGGCAAUGGACCGGUGCUCAUGCGUCAACCGUCUCGGGCCCACGCGCGGGGCGGAGGCGCGUCACAACUCGCGGGAUCUCCAUAUGCCAUGGAGAAUGGGCCUGCGGCGAGCAGUGAGGACUGGCAGGAUCGUGGUGCAGCGGUGUCGGUGAGGCAGGAGAUUGGUGCCGACGGGAAACCGAUCGCGCGAUUUAUCAAAAAGGGGGUCCGGGACUUCUCGUUUGCUCACACUCUCGGAGAAGGAUCGUACAGUACCGUGGUGCUCGGAACCGACCGUCAGACACUCAAGGAAUAUGCCAUCAAAAUCCUGGACAAACGCCACAUCAUCAAGGAGAAGAAGGUCAAGUACGUGAACAUCGAGAAGGACACCCUCAACCGACUUACAGACCACCCGGGCAUUGUCCGACUAUACUACACCUUCCAGGAUGAGCGGUCCUUGUAUUUUGUGCUGGAUCUCUGCAAGGGCGGUGAAUUGUUGGGCGUAUUAAAACGCAUGACCACAUUCGACGAGGAGUGCACACGGUUUUACGGCGCUCAGAUUCUAGACACGAUAGACUACAUGCAUAAACGCGGGGUGAUCCAUCGGGAUCUCAAGCCAGAGAACGUUCUCAUGGACAGCCAGAUGCACAUCAAGAUCACCGAUUUCGGAACGGCAAAGAUCCUCAAAGGCCCGCGGAAACCCGCCCAGAACGCGAGCGGGAUGCCCCCACUAGACUCGACGGAAAUCCCUGAGGAGGAACGAGCCAGCUCGUUUGUCGGCACGGCGGAGUACGUGAGCCCCGAGCUCUUGACGGAUAAGAACGCAUGCAAGGCAAGUGAUCUGUGGGCGUUUGGCUGCAUCAUCUUCCAGCUGUUAGCUGGUCGGCCCCCCUUCAAGGCUGGAAACGAGUAUCAGACGUUCCAGAAAAUUGUUGCGCUCGAUUAUGAGUUCCCCGCCGGAUUCCCGGCCGUGGCUCGCGAUCUCGUUGAACGGCUGCUGGUUCUGGACCCGGCUCGCCGUUUACCGAUUGAACAUAUCAAAAACCACGAGUUCUUCCAGGGAAUCACCUGGGGCCCGGAUUUGUGGAAGCGAAAGGCGCCUCGCCUGAAGGCGUAUGUUGCACCCCCUCGCGAGCCCAUCAAGCUGAACGGCGGUGGCGGCGGCAAUAGCGAAGGGUAUCCUCCGAGUAUCAAACCAACCACGUCGAACACCAAUGCGAGCUCCCGGGUCGUACCCCGAUUGGUGACCGAAUUACCGCCUCCGAGCCAGCUGGACAUCGAAUGGUCACCGGUUCUGACCAAGGCCAACGAGCGGAUUCUGAAGCUGGGCAACUUGGUGGUUCUGUCGUCCCCGGCUGCCCACAGCCCCGUCUCCCGGCAUGGAGGCGAGUACGAAGCCCCGCGGAAGUUCUCCCGCUUCUUUGGGGGCAGCACGACGAAGAAACGACAGCGACUGGUGAUGGUGACCUCCUCGGGGCGAAUCAUCAUGGCCGCGGCUGGCGGGGAGGAGAAAAAGACAAAGAUGGAGCUAUCCCUUCUGACGCCCGGCACAUCAUACCGGACCUCGUCCGAUGCGAAAGGGUACUCUUGCUGGAUUGUGGACACGCGUGACAAACAUUUUGUUUUCGAGGACCCCAAACCGUCGUCCAGCAACAUGGGGACGACCGCCGUGUCGGCCCAGGAGUGGCUGGACAGCCUCGAUCGCGCACGCGAGAUGGCCCUUUUCCAGCAGGGCAAUGGAUCCUAUUCCGACGACGCAUUCCGGGAUCUCUCGUCCGGGAUGUCGAGCCACGCCAACACCCUGGACCGCAGCUCCGAGAUCCAGCACGAAAGCGCGCCGUCGGGGCGCGCCACCCUGGUCAAGCAUCAGAACACUGAUACCGAAUCUGUCAAAGGGAGGAAGCGCUUUAGCAGGCGUCAUUCCAAAAAUGGACUGGCGGCCGUCUUCUGA